GAGUAAUAACAAAUGAAAACCGAGUUCUCGAACGCAAGAAGAUUCUACUACAAAGAUCCCGCUGACCCCAGUUCCUUCGUGUUUGAAGGUCUGUGUUGUGCCGUGCACUCGCCUAUGAACGAGGAUCUGUCUCUGAAUUUGGAUGCCGUCGAGCCCAUGGCAAAACAUUUGGUUGAUAGCCAUGUUACGGGAGCCUUUGUGUGCGGAACUACCGGAGAGUCGAUUCUUCUGUCUGUGGAGGAGAGAGAAGCUCUGGCCGAGAAAUGGAUUGAAGUCGGUCACAAGUACGGACUGUGCGUCAUUAUUCAGAUUGGUCACGAGACUCUCUCUGUAGCGCAACAGCUCGGUCGUCAUGCCGCUGAGCACGGAGCCGACGCAGUCGCUCUGGUUCCUCCGCGUUUCUUCGCUCCCCGCUCGCUCGGCCACUUGGUCCAGUGGAUCGAGGAUGUGGCGAAAGUGAUUCCCAAGCUUCCGGUCUUCUACUAUCAUCUGGAUAUUGUGAACUACACGCCGUACCCGAUCCACAACUUUUUGGAGCUGGCCGCUCCGCGCAUUCCCAAUCUGUGCGGCAUGAAGUUCACGGAUUACAACUCCUUCGAGAUGGGACUCUGCUUAGACGCCAGCAACGGUCGCUACACCGUCAUGAUGGGUCGUGAGGAGGCGAUGCUGGCUGCGCUGGCGACAGGCUGCUCGGGCUUCGUGGGCUCGACGUUCUCCGUGGCGGGAAAGCUCUUCGACCGGAUUCUGAACGCGUUUGCGAAGGGCGAUUGGGCGGAAGCGCGGAAGGACAUGUCGCGAGCCCGCCAAUUUAUCUCGCUGGUGAACUACGCAGGGAACAAAUACGGCGAAGGCGUGGACUCGAUCACGCUGUUUAAGGCGAUCUGGGGCUUCCAGGGCGUGGAGGCGGGUCCGAGCCGGACGUUCGGGUGA
Blastocystis hominis is the source of this 930-nucleotide messenger RNA. RefSeq lists its product as hypothetical. Lineage: Eukaryota; Bigyra; Opalinata; Blastocystidae. The transcript has 5 exons. Gene Ontology annotation, biological process: N-acetylneuraminate catabolic process. The record is from RefSeq and is a predicted model, not a curated record. The coding region runs from base 13 to 930 and encodes 305 amino acids. Gene Ontology annotation, molecular function: 4-hydroxy-tetrahydrodipicolinate synthase activity; N-acetylneuraminate lyase activity.